Molecule: messenger RNA, 2996 nt
Organism: Delphinapterus leucas (beluga whale)
Lineage: Eukaryota; Metazoa; Chordata; Mammalia; Artiodactyla; Monodontidae
Source: RefSeq, a predicted model, not a curated record
AUGCGGUCGCCCCCUUGGGAAAGUACAUAUCUGGGAUCAGCAGGCGGCUGUGCGCUCGCACUCCGGAUCGGCCUCCCCACCGCGCUCUUGCCUCCCCGCUCCCGCCGCCGCAGCCCCAGGGCCGCUCGCCGCCGCCACCAUGGACGCCAUCAAGAAGAAGAUGCAGAUGCUCAAGCUCGACAAGGAGAACGCCUUGGAUCGAGCGGAGCAGGCGGAGGCCGAUAAGAAGGCGGCUGAGGACAGGAGCAAGCAGCUGGAAGAUGAGCUGGUGUCGCUGCAAAAGAAACUCAAGGCCACCGAAGAUGAACUGGACAAAUACUCCGAGGCUCUCAAAGAUGCCCAGGAGAAGCUGGAGCUGGCGGAGAAAAAGGCCACCGACGCUGAAGCCGACGUAGCUUCUCUGAACAGACGCAUCCAGCUGGUUGAGGAAGAGUUGGAUCGUGCCCAGGAGCGUCUGGCAACAGCUCUGCAGAAGCUGGAGGAGGCCGAGAAGGCAGCAGAUGAGAGUGAGAGAGGCAUGAAAGUCAUUGAAAGCCGAGCUCAAAAGGAUGAGGAGAAAAUGGAAAUUCAGGAGAUCCAACUGAAAGAGGCCAAGCACAUCGCUGAGGAUGCCGACCGCAAGUAUGAAGAGGUGGCCCGUAAGCUGGUCAUCAUUGAGAGUGACCUGGAGCGUGCAGAGGAGCGGGCUGAGCUCUCAGAAGGCCAAGUUCGACAGCUGGAAGAGCAAUUAAGAAUAAUGGAUCAGACCUUGAAAGCAUUAAUGGCUGCAGAGGAUAAGUACUCGCAGAAGGAAGACAAAUAUGAGGAAGAGAUCAAGGUCCUUUCUGACAAGCUGAAGGAGGCCGAGACUCGGGCCGAGUUUGCAGAGAGGUCAGUAACUAAAUUGGAGAAAAGCAUUGAUGACUUAGAAGACGAACUCUACCAGCAACUUGAGCAAAACCGCCGCCUAACUAACCAACUAAAGCUGGCCCUGAAUGAGGAUUAAACUUAAGUGGGAGAGAACCUGGGCUGAAUUCUAGGAACGCAGCCCAUGGGCAGGAAAUCUAAGACUGUCAUACCUUCACCUAAUAGGGUUGAAAACGAUUCCUUUCUGCAGAAUUGAACAUGAAUCAGUUGAAAGGCUGGCCUUGCCUGCAUUUUCCUCUCAUAUCUGGAAUAAUUAAGUUCUCUUUAAUCCCCAAACCGCUUUUAUGGUAAAAUUACAUCUGUGUAUAUGGAUCAAUGUUUAUAAUCAAUUCAGCACUCGUCUUUGCAAGAGCAGGUCCUCUUGUUUGAGCUGAUACAUAAUGAGGACCAAAAAAAUGUUUUCUAUUUCCUACAGAGAACUGAGUCUUGCUUUAAGUUAGAAAGCCAAAGCAGAGGGGUGUGUAUGGGUAUAAGUAUAUAUAUAUAUAUAUUAUAUAUAGGAUGUGAUAUAUAUAUAAUAUAUAUUCCUAUUACAUAUUCAUAUUUCUAACUUCUAAGUAUCUGGUAUAGUGUUUGAAAUAUGAUUACCUAUGCUUGGGCAAAAUAGCUUUUGAAAACAGGAGUUCAUGUCAGAAGUCCCUGAUUGUCUGAAAGGUAUGCUUUUUAUUCAAUCUAACAGUGUUGUUGGAUUCUGGUGAGAAUGUCAUGCUAAUAAUAAAUAGAACACUGUGAAAAUAAUAAUAAGAGAAUGUCCUACUGGAGUGUGCAUGAAACAUGUUGGUAAUUUUUUUUUAAUGAGUAACAGAAAUAAAUCAUUGAAAAAGUUGUCAGAAAGCCUAUUUACGUCAUCUUUGUUUUCUGUGAGACUGUGUUACAACACAACUCUCAGACCUUAACUGCCUGUAACUCAGAAACGUCUGCUGUUAACUUCAGUGCUGCAAGCACCUCUCCCUGUUCCCACGGCACAUGACCAGUGAACCUUCACCAACCCCACCUGCAUUUUGUCCUCAGUGGAUUGUUGGUGGAGGUUCACCUGGCCACUCUGUGAGAACCUGCUGUGCCUGUAGUUCCUUCGGGUCCAAGACAGCUUCCCCUUCGUAGGUCCUUGUCUGGAAAUGAGUAAUGUCUUAUGAGCAUGCCUGGCCCUAAUCAUCUCAUCCUGUGUUUGUGAUUGAUGUUUGCCUGCCUAAAUGUACAAACCACUACUGUGUCCAAAGCGCAGCUAUUCAUGACUUAAUUUUCUAAUCCCACCACAGAGAAAGUGGCUCAUGCCAAAGAAGAAAACCUUAGUAUGCACCAGAUGCUGGAUCAGACUUUACUGGAGUUAAACAACAUGUGAAAACCUCCUUAGCUGCGACCACAUUCUUUCAUGUUGUUUUUGUUUUUUGUUUUGUUUUGUUUUUAAACACCAUGCUUACCAUGAAACCCCUUAAAUGCAUUUUUAUUUACUUUUACCACUGUCACAGAUACAUCCACAAAGAAGCAGCUAGAUCAGGGGUGGGAAAGACACACACACAGGCAAGCCCGUGUCAAGGCGACAAUGAUUUAAAUGUGCCAUUUCCCAAGUUGACGUUGCCACACUUCGUAGAGAGUAGCAACACAGUAUGCUUAGCCCAGGAAUCCUUGCUGAAGCAGGAAGAUUUUUCACUCAAAGUGCCAAUGAUACGUGAACAGGAAGAUUAAUGUUGGAAACACAAUCAGGUGUGGAUUGGUGCUACUUUAAACAAAAGGUCCCACUGUGGUCUUUCAUUCAAUGUUGUACAAUUUAGAAUUCUGUCCAACACUAAUUUAUUUUGUCUUGGGUUUAAUGAUGAGGUGAGACUACGGAUCCUGUCUGGCAGAAUUCACCAAAGCCAAGGGUUUGUAAGCCAACGUGCUCUUCUAAGGCUUCUGUUUUCUUUUAAUUGGCACAUUUGCAGUUCGUUACAGCUCGUGGGAUAGCAUGCGAUGUGGAUUUCCACCAUGUUCAAGUGAAAGAUUUAGGCACCACGUACAAUGGUGAAGAAAAAACAUUGUCUUAAGAGUUAUAACUGUAUGGAAACCUUGUAUAAUGAUAUGGAAUAAAUGCACAUUGUAGGACAUUUUCUAAA